CGAAUGAUACAGAUGUUGAAAGAUGCCAGGAAGAGCUUGCGCAAAAAAAUUGCGCAGCGAAGAACAGAAGUGGAGGCAGAUGCGUUAGGCAAUUUGAUAAGUCCGGAAGAAAUCAAUCAGUUUUUAAAAUCUGACUUCGUGGCGUCUGUAGAGGACGAGAUUCGGAAAGCCUCACAUAUCAAUUGUACAAUGGAGUUAUUUAUCAAGGUUCGGGACUACGUGAUUUUCCGGAUCAUUAUAGCAAAUGGCCAGAAGGCAGGAGCCGUCCUAUCCAUAACGCACGACGUUAUUCAAAAACGACAGCUAAGAGAGGAGGGAUAUGUCACGCUGACUGUGAGUUAUCCACACACACGCUUGCAUCCAAAGUUGCACUCAUACACAUAA
Messenger RNA from Saccostrea echinata, 384 nucleotides. RefSeq lists its product as uncharacterized. The record is from RefSeq and is a predicted model, not a curated record. NCBI's taxonomy places the organism in Eukaryota, Metazoa, Mollusca, Bivalvia, Ostreida, Ostreidae. The transcript is spliced from 2 exons. Bases 4 to 384 code for a protein of 126 amino acids.